Molecule: messenger RNA, 276 nt
Organism: Batrachochytrium dendrobatidis JAM81
Lineage: Eukaryota; Fungi; Chytridiomycota; Chytridiomycetes; Rhizophydiales
Exons: 3
Coding region: 1-276 (91 amino acids)
Biological process (GO): fatty acid metabolic process
Molecular function (GO): fatty-acyl-CoA binding
Source: RefSeq, a predicted model, not a curated record
AUGUCUGACCCAGCUUCUACCGGAAACUCCGACUUUAUCAAGGCUGCUGCCGAUGUCAAGAACCUGGCCACCAAGCCCAACAACGAGGAGCUUCUUCAGCUUUAUGCUCUUUUCAAGCAAUCAAUUUCCGGUGACAACACUUCUGCCUGUCCUGGUAUGUUCGAUCUUCAGGGUAAGGCAAAGUGGAGUGCCUGGGAGAAGGUCAAGGGAACCUCUAAAGAAGAUGCUCAAGCGCAAUACAUUGCACUAGUCAAGCAGCUGCAAGGAAAGAACUAG